Messenger RNA from Nicotiana tabacum (common tobacco), 996 nucleotides. RefSeq lists its product as uncharacterized. The record is from RefSeq and is a predicted model, not a curated record. Lineage: Eukaryota; Viridiplantae; Streptophyta; Magnoliopsida; Solanales; Solanaceae. Gene Ontology annotation, molecular function: nucleic acid binding; zinc ion binding.
AUGGGAUAUGGGGAAUACAAGAAAUAUCUGUGGUGGGCAGCUUGUAGUACCUAUGAAGAGGACUUCCAAGAUCAGUUGAAGAGUAUGAGCCAAGUGGAAGAUGAUGGAAAAACUACUGUUGAAGAUCUGUUAAAGUAUCCACCUACCUGCUGGAGUAGGGCCUUCUUUGAUACUACCUGCAAGAACCAGUCAGUGGAUAAUAACCUGACUGAGUCCUUCAAUGCAUGGAUAUUGCAAGCUAGACACAAGUUAAUUAUAAAGAUGCUAGAAGAGAUCAGAAUCAAGGUUAUGAAUAUGUUGAAUGGUAAUGAAGCUGAAUUGAUUGGGUGGGGAAGUGAGUACAGUCCUAAGACUCUAAAUCUGUAUAACCAGUUCAUGAGGAUUGCACAAAAGUGUCAUGUGAAUGGCAGUGCUGACCAAGGUUAUGAGGUGACAGAAGGUAGUGAUAGGAAUAUUGUCAAUCUGGGGACAAAAAAAUGCACUUGCAGGACAUGGAACCUUUGUGGAAUCCUAUGUCCUCAUGCAAUUUGUGCCCUACUGUACAAGAAAGUUAAUCCUUUGAGUGAGAUUCACUGGUUUCUUUCAAAAAAGGCAUAUCUCCAGACUUAUUCUCAUAAGUUGCAACCUGUGAGAGGAGAAAAGUUCUGGAAGAUAGAGCCCUCCCAGAAUAUGGAUCCACCUGAAUUUGUAAGACAAGCUGGCAGAUCAAAAGUAAAAAGAAUAAGAGAGGCAAAUGAGUCAACCAAUAGGCAAGGGCAAUGGUCUCAAUCCAGAAAAGGGAGAGUCAUGACAUGUAAUAAUUGUGGAGAAGCUGGACAUAAUGUUAGGGGUUGUGCCAAGCACUCUAAAGGGAAACAACCAAUGGGUGGCAAUUCAAGGAGAAAGCAGAACAAAAAGCAAAGAACUUUGGUUGAUGAACCUGAUGCUGAACAACCUACAUCACCAGCUGUUGCAGAUAUCCCAACUGAAGAUGACUUCCAUUUAUUAGCACCCUAA